AUGAAUUCGCCGAUAGCUCCGAUUUUUCUUGAGCCUAACCUCGGCGAGCUUCCGGGAAGUUUGCGCCGGAAACCUCAUAAUGACGCAGCUACUGGAGCAUCUGCCGCAGGCGUUCGCGCUCUCAGUGCACAGAUGGUGGCCUUCUAUUUCAGAGCGCCGAUCAAGGCUUUUUUCCGUAUGCGUGUGGAUGUUGGUGCUGUUCUCUACACCUCCUACCUCCAGGUUUUGGGGGCUCUACAUGAGCCGGUGUCACAGGGGGCCAAGCGAGUUUGGCCCCCGGCUCCACCAUCUUCAACAUUUGCUGCUGGAUAUGCUGCUGGUACAAUUCAAUCGAUUGUAGCUGCACCUCUGGAUGCACUACAAGUUCGCUUUCAAACUAGUGACAUGCUGGAGGGUCAGUAUCGGAGUAUGUGGCAUUAUGGCCAUCAAAAACUUAAGCAGAUUGGUCUCCGAGGCGUCUUUGCAGGCUGGAGCCUUUCCUUCAUGCGGGAUUCACUUGGUUAUGCUGUGUUCUUCUCCUCGUUUGAAUACAUCAAGUCACAAUCCUACUACUCUUUUGUCACAUGGUACUACGGGUCUCUGCAAGCUGACUGUGUGGGCAAGCUCUCAUCGUCUGAGUUGAGUGACCGUGGUGUGCCACUCAUCAAGCCCCACUACGCACUGGAGCCCUGUUUCCUAAUGAUGGCUGGCGUUGUGGCAUCGAUCGCUCAGCAAACUAUUCAGCAUCCUCUGAGUAGAAUCCAAACCCUUCAUCUUGGUCGACUGGAAUAUCUGGAUCAUCAGGCCAGUUUCAUUCCCUCGCGACACAAAAUGAUACAAUUAUACUACCAUGCCUAUCAGGAGACCUUGAAAAGGUGCAAACGGAAGGCUGCACGGGCCGGGGGCUGGUGUUCCUGGCUGUUUCGCGGGUUUAUUGGGAGUUCUGUCCGUCAAGUACCUAGCACUAGCGCUGGCCUUAUUAUUUUUGAACUGGUGCGUCGACGGUACGCAAGUCUGGCGGACGCUGUUCAUAUUCAGAGUGACGGGUAUGACAUCCUUCUCACUUAG
This is a messenger RNA of Penicillium paradoxum, 1047 nucleotides long. Its product is annotated as putative mitochondrial carrier protein. The transcript is spliced from 2 exons. Lineage: Eukaryota; Fungi; Ascomycota; Eurotiomycetes; Eurotiales; Aspergillaceae. Gene Ontology annotation, molecular function: L-ornithine transmembrane transporter activity. The record is from RefSeq and is a predicted model, not a curated record. Gene Ontology annotation, biological process: mitochondrial L-ornithine transmembrane transport. Bases 1 to 1047 code for a protein of 348 amino acids.